AUGUACCUGGCACUUGCAAACCAAACCAACCGAUCCACUGCCUCUGAAUUCAUCUUCCGGGCAUUCUCCAUUGUUCCUGAGAUACAGCACCUCCUCUUCACAUUCUUCCUCCUGCUCUAUCUCUCAAUCAUCUUUGGUAAUGUCUCCAUCAUCUGGGUGGCCUGCACAGACCAUUCCCUCCAUACCCCCAUGUACUUCUUCCUGGGCAACCUCUCUGGUCUGGAGAUCUGUUACACUACAGUGGUUGUGCCUCAGAUGCUGGCCAGUGCGUUAGAUGCCCACAGAACAAUCCCAUUUGCAAACUGUGGCAUUCAGAUGUUCUUCUUUGUGGCACUGGGCAGCACUGAUUGCUUCCUUUUGGCUGUCAUGGCAUAUGAUCGUUAUGUAGCCAUCUGUCACCCACUUCGCUACCCCCUCAUAAUGACAUGGAAGGUAUGCACAUGGCUGGUUAUUGGCUCAUUAAUCCUCGCCCUUGUGCUGUCACUAGAGCUGACUGUGCUGAUCUUCACUUUGCCUUUCUGUGGUCACCAGCCACAAAUCAACCAUUUCCUCUGCGAUGUGCCUCCUGUCUUGCGGCUGGCAUGUGCUGACACACAUCUCCACCAGACCGUGCUAUUCAGUGUUGGUGUCAUGGUCCUGACCAUUCCUUUCCUUCUGAUAUGCAUCUCUUACGUGUACAUUGUGGCUGCCAUCCUGAGGAUCAGCUCAACAUCUGGGCGGCAACAGGCCUUCUCCACCUGUUCCUCUCACCUGACAGUGGUGUUCAUACAGUAUGGUUGCUGCAGCCUUGUCUACCUGCGUCCCAAGUCGGAUUCUUCAGAGGAUGAGGACCGGCAACUUGCUCUCAUAUACACUUUUGUCACUCCACUGCUGAACCCUCUUAUCUAUAGCUUGAGGAACAAGGAUGUCAAGCAGGCUCUGAAGAAAGCCAUUUGGGGAACUGCUGAACCUAAGGCAUGUUAG
This is a messenger RNA of Hemicordylus capensis (graceful crag lizard), 963 nucleotides long. Its product is annotated as olfactory receptor 10Q1-like. Gene Ontology annotation, cellular component: membrane. The record is from RefSeq and is a predicted model, not a curated record. Gene Ontology annotation, molecular function: olfactory receptor activity; G protein-coupled receptor activity. NCBI's taxonomy places the organism in Eukaryota, Metazoa, Chordata, Lepidosauria, Squamata, Cordylidae. The coding region runs from base 1 to 963 and encodes 320 amino acids. The transcript has a single exon. Gene Ontology annotation, biological process: G protein-coupled receptor signaling pathway.